This is a messenger RNA of Eurytemora carolleeae, 4122 nucleotides long. RefSeq lists its product as uncharacterized. The transcript has 18 exons. Gene Ontology annotation, cellular component: protein phosphatase type 2A complex. The coding region runs from base 400 to 3489 and encodes 1029 amino acids. Gene Ontology annotation, molecular function: calcium ion binding; protein phosphatase regulator activity. Lineage: Eukaryota; Metazoa; Arthropoda; Copepoda; Calanoida; Temoridae. Gene Ontology annotation, biological process: protein dephosphorylation. The record is from RefSeq and is a predicted model, not a curated record.
CCUGGACAAAUUCCUGAAUACGCCCCUGAUCCUAGAGAAAUCCCUAAGCUAAAAUACUUACAUUAAUGGUCGUCCUUCUGGUGAUUUUUUCGGACACGGGCUUAAUUUCUACGGAAUAUUGGUUGAUCUUUUGUUCUUAUUUGAUAUCCGGUUUUUUUGUUUAGAUAUCCUACUGGAGAAUAGCAAUGAAUCUGAAUCACGUAGUUUGAACACAAUUUCAGACAUUUAUACAACUUAUAAAAUUAAUAAAAGGCAAAUUGAUGAUCUUAGAGUUAAUAUACUUGGUCUAGUGGAACUAGAGGAUUUGUCUCCGCUAAACCAGGAAAAAUUAGAGGAAUUGGGAAUACUAGAGGAACAGAAAAGAAAAAGAAGAAGGAAAUAAUAACCUCAAAUAGAAGAAUGGUCCUAAUACCUAAUAUUAAUGGCAAAUAUGAUGAUCUUUUCGUUCAGUUCCUGAAUGAGCCCGGGGUUUUAGAAAAUUUAAAAGGAAUUGUCCAAAGGGUGAAAUGUGCCAGAACUGAUUCUGCAUUGCAAAAUAAGUUUAAGAAAUCUGAAAUUCCCUCAAAACCUGAAACAUGUUCUUUGUUUCCACCGAGAUCCCCAAGAGAUCCAUUAAAUAAUGUGCAGGGCACUAGAGUUGGCUGUGGGGAUAAAAGGAGGCUUUCACAAGAUAUGCAUGAUGCACUUUCACAGCUUAAAAUAAAAAGGAAUAUUCAGGAUUUGAAAGAACAAAACAAACUUGAAUUAAGUGAACUGAAUAAUUCAAAACAGUGCUCUGCCAGCCAGCAAUCUAGUUUUCUUAACAGUCGAAUUCUUAACAAAGAAGAUAUUUGCAAACAGUCUUUAAAUCUGAGUCAGGGUCCUGAUAUCUCUCCCUUGAGUGACCUGUCUACUAGUGGAGAUUCAGAAUUAAGGUUUUUAUCGUCAACUUUAGUUGAAUCCCUAGUUAAUGCCUAUGAUUCAAAUAAUGAAAAAUUGGAUGAAUCAUGUGGGUCCUCUAAAACUUUUGUUCCUUCAACAAGACUACAAUCAGAUGUUUCAUUGAAAGAGGAAAACUCUAAACAGACUGUACAUAUAACAUCCAAACCAAUCUUGCCAACAGAUCAAAAAGAAGACAAAUACAGCAAAGGGGAAGGCAGUGAAGACCUAUCUUAUUUACCAAGCGAAGAGAAUGCAUUGGAAAGUUCAGCAACAGCUGGACUGUCCUUACAUCUUUCUCAACUCUCCAUUCACUCAAAUCAGAAAUCAGAAUUUUCCGAUUUUCAUGAUAAAAGUUCAUGUUUGCAAACCAAAGAUAUAGUCAGCAGUCAACCAAUUGCUCAAGUACCUGAACCAACCUCACCAGCAUGUUUACUGUUAAAGUAUACGUCCUCCAAUUCAGCAGAAUCUUUGCCAAUAUCUAUAGAAAGGGUAGCAGCGCCCAUUACUUCUGAAACGUCACUCAAUUUGAUGCCUUCUCCACCCACAGUACCUUUGUCUUCUCCUUCAACAGAGUCACCACAAGCAUCUGAGGAUCCACCCCCCUUGCCCUUUUCAUCUCCGCCUCAGUUAACUUUAUCAUCUCCACUAAUAUUACCUUUACCAUCCAUUUCAAUCACAGCAGAAUCCACGACAGCUUUGUUACCAGCCAUAACAUCCUCAAAACCUGAAAAUUUAUCCACACAAAACACAAGUUCUCCAGAUAAUACUCAUGAGCUCUCAGUUAAGCAUAAGGAAUCUUCUAAAUCUUGUGAUAAUUCCUUCUAUAGAAAAAGGAAGUCUCAAAAAGUUACAAAUUUAUCGCCAAAGACAUCAAAGACAAACAAGUCCUUAGGGCAUUCUUCAGAAGGUCUGAAUAGUUCUUAUGAACCUAGCGUAAAGAAUCAGAUUUCUACUUCAACAACACAAGCUUCCUCUUCUACAAGCUUUGCAUCUUCUCUGGGGUCAGAUACCAUCUCAUCUAUUUCUGGUCCGUCAUCAGAGAAACCUGCUCUUUCUGCUGGCGACCUGAAGGCAACAGUUUGGGACUCAUCUCCUUCUCCUCCUAGGCAUUCUACUCCAAAUCCUCUAAGUCAGGAUUAUGCAAUUUAUGAUAAGUUCAACGAGGAUCAAGAAUUACACGAACCUCAUAAUCAUAUCGAAAGAUCUUGUCCAGAUAAGCCAGCACAUAUUAGAACACUGGCUAAACUCAUUAGCAGAAGGUCCAAGCAAGGCCGAGGAACAGGAUCUGAUAAAAGAAAAUCAAGACAAGUGCAUGUGGAAUGUAAUUCUGAGUGUGAUCAUACUGCAUCCAUACUUCAAAUCCCUGCAUUCUACCUUCCCCUGGUCCCCGUAACAGUGCUUUCCUCUCCCUUCGUUAUUCAAAUUCAAGAGUUUUUUAACUCCAUCAUGGGAAAACUAACUAUAGAAACCGCUGGUCCAUUGUGCAGUUUACUUGAAUUCCCGUUCUACCUGAGAUCAGUUUUAUUCCCUGCAUUUAACAGACCAGUAACAGGAGAGUUUACUUGCACAGAGUUUCUUACAGAGUAUCAAAGACGGGCAAUAUAUCUCCAGGGAGUAGAUAAGGAAGAGGCGGUUUUUAAUAUACUGACGAGGUUUGGACAAGAUAAACGAGUUAAGGCUCACCAGAUUGACAGUAUCGUCAAUGAUGUUAUUCUGUCGGAUCCAAGCUUAGAGUUCUUCCGGCAGGAGGAUUCAUCAUACCAGGACAAGAUGAUGGAUUGCUACAGGAGUACUGUUUUGAUGUCUGUGCUGUAUGCUGGAGAUGGGUGGGCUAGAAGAGAACUGUCAUUUAAACAACUCAAACAAACUAAUUUUAUUGAUUGUCUACAUAAGGUGUAUGUGUACUCAGAUUUGUCCUCUGUGGAGGUAGAACAUUUUUCAUAUGAUCAAUUUUAUGUACUGUACGUUCAGUUCCUCAACCUAGACAGUAAUCAAGAUUAUAUGUUAGAUAAGUUGGAGUUUGAAAAGUCAACUUCAGGAAUGAUGACCAGACUAAUUAUUAACAGAAUUUUUGAGGUGAAUCUAGCGACCUCCCCGAACGGUCUCAUGUCCUUCGAAGAUUUUGUUCUCUACCAGAAGGCAGUUAUAGAUAAAUCUAGUUCAAGUUCAGUGCAUUACUGGUUCAGAGUUCUUGAUCUAGACUGUGAUGGAUACCUCAGUGAGAACGAUUUGUUCACGUUCUUCUUCGACAGCAUGAAGCUGACUAUGUACAUGGAUGAGGAGAUACCCAUACCUGAGAUUAAGUUCAACGAUAUCCUGACACAGUUCGUAGACUCUUCUUACCCGCAGCACCAUCUUAAACAACGUCGUGUAACUGAAACCCCAGGGUUCUCACUUUCAGAUAUCAGGAAGAAUGAAAACUCUAUUCAUCUGAUAGACGCGUUUGUCAACGUUCUGGAGUUUAUUGUGAACGACGAGAAUACAGAUGUGACCAGGAGAAGGAAGAACACUCCGUGGAUCAAUUUCAUCAGGGAGUCAUUGCUAGACCUAGACAUGGAGGAGGAGUAGAAGAAUUCUUGUUGGAGUACGAGAAUUCCUGGAUGAGGAGUAGACGAAUUCCGAGAGGAGUAGAAGAAUUCCUGUAGAAGGAGUAGUAGAAUUCCGGAGGAGUAGAAGAAUUUGCUGGAGGAGAAAAAGAAAGCCUAGUGGAGGAGUAGAAGACUUCCUGAAGGAUGAGGAGGAGAAGAAUUACUGAAGGAGGAGAAGAAUUCUUAGAAGAGUAGGAAAAUUCCUGGAGGAGGAGGAGAAUUCAUGGAGGAGGAGUAGAAGAAUUCCUUGAGGAGAAGUAGAAUAAUUCCUGUAGGAGGAGUAGGAGAAUUCCUGCAGGAGUAGGAGAAUUCCUGCAGGAGUAGGAGAAUUCUUGGAGGAGAGUUGUAAUGGGACCAAAGAAUUUAAUAAGUACUUAUUGGAUAAAGAGUUGAAGAGUAGGAGCUGUAGUCCUUACUAAAGUUGAAGUUUGUGGAGUAAAAUGAAUAUACUAGUCAACCUGUGAUAUUUUUACCUGAUCAAGUAUAUCCACCUGAUAUAUUUACCUGAUGAAGUAUCUCUACUUGAUAUAUUUACCUGAUCAAGUAUCUCUACCUGAUAUAUUUACCAAUGUCUAUGUAAACAUUCCUUCUUUAUGAUUUUUAUUUUUCAGAA